Ambispora gerdemannii is the source of this 654-nucleotide messenger RNA. NCBI's taxonomy places the organism in Eukaryota, Fungi, Glomeromycota, Glomeromycetes, Archaeosporales, Ambisporaceae. The record is from the annotation of a GenBank genome assembly.
AUGAAUAAUCAUACACAACAGCGACAGCAGCAACAAUUACAGCAAUUACCACCGCCACCACCCACGACUCGAUAUAUACAAUAUCUCGAAGAUAACAAUAAUCCUAGUCCAUACCAAGAAAAACCGUUUUUGAAAAUGCAAAAACAUCAAGGAAAUAACCCGGAACCACAAACAUUUACUCCAGAUUUGUCGUCGGUCACAACACCACCUCUUACACCCUCACCAAUUCUCGAUUAUCACGCGUCUUUGAAUUCUUCUCUCGAACAACCGCAAAAACGAGAACUGCCACAUCCUUCACCUUUGAUGUUACCUUACCCAUUCGUAAAUACUACUAAUAACGAUAACAAUAAUGGCAAUCAACCAGUACGGCUAUCCUCACUACCACCGCGGCCACCAUUAUGGCCAUCAUUACUACCACCACCUUCACAAAAUAAUAACUUCCAUGAACACGAUCAAACCAUAGAAUCGAAAUCGCGGCAUCAUUCUCGUAGAGGCUCCGAGAAACUGCUACUAAAAAAUUCAAAUGGAAAGUCCACCUCAUCGACAAAAACGACAACCACACCACCAUCAUCAUUAUUAUCCACGUCUAACACAAAUAAACGUAAAUACGUAUGCGCGUAUGAAUCAUGCGGCAAGAGUUUUACCACUAGUUAG